UAUAUGAUAUAUUAUGGACAUCAAAUCUGACAGUUGAGUUGUUGUCAAAGUUUAAUAGACGGAAGCUUGGAAUGUAUUGUUAUUGCUCUACCAGUCGUACAGAUUUUCACAGUGUGUAGUCAUUGUGAGGAAAUGGCUAAAAAAGUAAUUCAAAAGCAGCUCAAAAUAACGUACUUAAUUGCGAGAUAAGAAAUCAGCGCUUUUUGACAACAAAACGGAGGAUGAGUUAUCUGAUAAAAGGAAAUCUAAGGCUUCUGAACUUUAUGUUUCCAGAGAGCUUAUGAUGAAUCAAAAUGUGCUCGUUAGCGAUAAACAAAAACAAUUUCAAAUAGGUUAGAUGAGGAAAUUCGAAAGAUUUCUUUAAUAAAAAAGCAGCUGACCAGGGUAAAAGUAAUCCCAGCUCAGCAUCUAAACACUUUCUCAAUUACUUAAACGAGCUGCAAGGAUACGAGCCUAAAGAUCAACAGGACAUGAAACUAUUACUGAUAUAAAGUUUAAAAUUGAAAAUAUUUUCGAAGGCAAACGUGUUGCCGCUGCAUAAAUAUAUUCAAAUAAAUCGAUAACACAUAUAUAUAUACUGUCUGAAUAUCGAUAACUGUAAUGAGCGGUUUAAAAAGAAAAGAAGAAGAAUACCGCGAAAGUUUUGUAGUAAUUUUAGUAUUUUAAAAGUAGAUUUGUUUUGCUAGCAAAAUGAAUCCACCGAGAGGUGGACGAGCUCCGUCAAGAUUUGUGCGUGGACGUGGUCGCGGUGGCGGUGCCUAUCGUCCCUAUUUCUACUUUCGUCGGAAUGGUCGCGUGAUUCCAGCUGCACAACGAGGAGGAAGCGAACCGGAUCAAGGAGCGGCACCUUCAGCGGCAAAUGCUCGGCCUAGAGGUUGGAAUAAUUCCCGGGGUAAACGAGUUUCGAAUACCCCACUUGAUUGCAGUUUCCUGCGUCCCGAAUACUAUGUAGCACCCGAGGAUGGAGCGCAGGUGCGCAGUCUGCUCGUGGACAACCCGCGAGCUUAUCCCGGCUGGCGUUUGUACUUUCCACGCGAGGAUUACGUGCCGCAAAGUGAACUCGCGGCACGCAUUAUUGCUGUCGAGGCUUUUUUCCAGAGGAAUCCCGAUGAUUAUACUGUGAAGAAGAUUCGUAAAUGUGGCUGCAUCAUAUUCCCGGCGAGCUGUCAUGAAAGUGAUGAGCAGCUGAAACUCGCUUGGCCCACAAUGUUAGAGGAUAUGCGCAACAAACCAUUGCGCACGCUCUCCAUCAUUGGUCUGGCGAUCCACACUGUGCUGGUCAAUGAUAGUCUCGAUGCGGCCGAAGAGGCGAAGACGGCAGCACAACCAGUGCUGACCACCAUCCGCAAGUUUGUGCCACCUAACGAGUAUACGUCCAAGCUGUAUGUGCGUCCCCAGGACUUUGCGCCCGUCGAGCUGAUGAGUAGCAUCGUCCACAGUCGCGUGGACACCUUGUUCGUUGUGCGCGGCAUUGUAAGCAGCGUGGGCGAGCCCAGUUACCAUUUGGCAUGGCAUGCCUUUCGCUGCACUCGCUGCCAGACGGAGCAGACGCUGCGUCAGCUGGGUAACUACGCGCCGCGUCCUUAUCACUGCCUGAAACCCCAAUGUACUGCCAAAGAUAACUUUCUGGCGCUGCGCAGUUCGCCGUAUACGCGUCUCUUAGCGCGCCAGAUCAUACGGCUGGAGGAGUCGAGUAUUUCGCUGCUGACCGACUACGAUAGCUCCCUGCCUGGGGAAUUGGAUAUUGAGUUGCGUCACGAUCUCAUCGAUGUGGUUCACGUUGGGCAGGAAAUCGUUGUGACCGGCGUAUUAAAGCUGCGCGAACUCUGCGACAACAAAGAAGGCGCAACGUCCACGACAGCUGGUAACGAUUUGCAAGUUUAUUUGCGUGCGUUUAACGUGCAGGAUGCGAGUCAAGUGCAGCGGGAGUUUAGUAAAUUUGACAUGGAGGCCAUAUCCAUGAUCAAUGCGGAGGCAAACAACUUUAAACUUUUGGUGCACUCGCUGGCACCCGAGGUGCAUGGUCAUGAAAUGGCGAAGGCCGCCUGUUUGCUGUCAUUGCUGGGCGGUUCGAGUGGCGGCGCCAUCAAUGUGCUGCUCGUUGGCGAUCCUGGCAUUGGUAAAUCCACUGUGCUCACCCAUUGCGCUCAGACAACGGAGCGUGGCGCCUACAUCAAUGGGAAACGUUGCGUGCAAUCCCUCAAGCAAUUGGGCCUCACAUUCAGUGGACGCAACAAACGAGUCAUGGACGCGGGAGCUCUGCUCAUGGCCAACAGCCGAGGUCACUGCAUUGUGGAUGGCGUGGACAAGUUGGCCAGCAAGCAAUCCCUGCUGCAGCAGUGCAUGCAAGGCGGGCAGCUUAAUUUGCCGCUGCCUGGUUGCUUUAGCUACUUCGAUGCGCAACCCUCCAUCGUUGCUUGCGCAAAUCCUCAGCGUGGACAAUACGAUCAGUCGCGAUAUCUAGUUCAAAACAUUCGCAUCACAGCUUCCUUGCUCAAGGAGUUCCAUCUGGUCUAUGUGCUGCUGGACACACCAUCAAGAGCUCGUGACAUUUCGCUUACGGAGCAUGUUCGUGCUCUUCACACUGGUGCUAAGAAGCGCGCUAGGAUUGCUGCACGCUUCGCCUUGAAGGCCAAACAGAAUGAAUCGGUCAGCGAAGAAACUAAGGCUGCCAAUGUCACCAAUUUGACCGAGGACAUCAAGGAUGACAUUUUAGAGCAGAAGUUGGAUUAUGAUUUAGAUAAGCGGCUGGAACACAAGCCGCUCAAGGCAGAGGAGCUGGAUCUGUUGCCUCCCAUUUUGAUGAAGAAAUUCAUUGCGUAUGCUCGUCAGAAUGCCAAGCCAGAACUCAGCUACGAUGCCGCUAAUGAGAUCAAAUGGUACUUUGAGGAUUUGUGUAACAACAGCGAAGCAGAGAACGAGAAAAGUCAAUUUGGUCUGGGGCAACUUCUAGGCUUGAUCAACCUGUCAGAGGCGCGUGCUCGUCUAGAUUUUUCCAGCGUUGUGAUGCCUGUGCACGUGCGUGAUGUGAUUGCUGUGGUCACCGAAAGCAUAACCCAAACACGACUUGGUGAUGGACAAGGGAAUGCGCCGAGCAGUUCCAGCAAGGGCUCGCAGCUGCAAAAUUUCGUAAAAAUGAUGCAAAUGCGGUCAGCAGCUUUGGGACGACGCAUCUUUGACUAUGAUGAGCUUAAAGAGAUUGGAACGAGAGCUGGCAUCAUGACCGGAAUUGCAAAGUUGGUGGAGAUUGCAAACAUGGGCGGCUAUUUACUCAAGAAGGGCGUAGACAUGUACGAAGUUGUGCCCGACUAAGCAAAUUGACUGGCAAAUAUUUGUCGUAAAAGUAAUGCAUUUACUUUUGUUGAGUUCUACAGUGCUUUCUAGUCAGACUUGUCGCUAAACAGUUCCAUAUUUAAUUGAAAUCAGCACCUUCGAUAGUCACUAGGUAAGUAUUUGCCAAUUGUCCGCUCGAACAGACAGCAUAAGUAAAUUUACUUUACUUUUUUUGCGCGAUUCGGUUGCGCCUGAAUACUGUCAAAAUAUUCAUUGAACGUCAAAAUACUUGAGUUUAAAUACCUGGGUAAAGCCUGAUCUAUUAAUAAUCAUCCACUCAUUCUUAAAGUAAUUAAUUUAUACACUUUAAAAUAUUCGUUUGUAAAAUGUAAGGUUUUUCAUCUUUCUAGUUAAUGAAGUAUUAUAUUAUGAAUAAUCUUUGUAUUAAGACCAACUCCAGGUGCUCAUUAGCACCAUCUAGCGGCAAUUAGUAGAACUAAACCGCUCUUUCAUAUUUUUGUUGCAUACUUUUGUGCGCUCUGAAAUUCAUAUGUACUAAAUUGUAUUGUAUUAAGAA
Molecule: messenger RNA, 3850 nt
Organism: Drosophila nasuta
Lineage: Eukaryota; Metazoa; Arthropoda; Insecta; Diptera; Drosophilidae
Gene: rec
Product: minichromosome maintenance 8 factor recombination-defective
Exons: 3
Coding region: 691-3312 (873 amino acids)
Cellular component (GO): MCM complex; nucleus
Molecular function (GO): single-stranded DNA helicase activity; ATP binding; single-stranded DNA binding
Source: RefSeq, a predicted model, not a curated record